This is a messenger RNA of Linum trigynum, 1753 nucleotides long. NCBI's taxonomy places the organism in Eukaryota, Viridiplantae, Streptophyta, Magnoliopsida, Malpighiales, Linaceae. The record is from the annotation of a GenBank genome assembly.
UCUUGAAAAUUUCAUAAGCUUUUGCAUCACCUACCCCAAUCCACACAGGCUUUGAAAGUUUUGAGCCCACACUUACCCAUUGAAAAUGGGCUGGGCCGGCCCGUUGUCGCUGGACGGUGGCGCGGAAUUCGACCGGCAAACUAGAAGCAGCGAACGGGGAGGCCGAAAACAGAAUUAGCAGUAAGAGUACGGGGGAUCCUGGGAAAUCGCCUCCUAGUGGAGAAAUUGAGGAAGCCAUGGAAAGCGAAGAAGCAAAGGACGCCGCAAGGGAUGAUUGUUCUUUCAUCUGGGACGAAACAACUCAACUCUAUUAUCAUGCCAGUAGUGGAUUCUAUCACGACCCAAAUGCGGGGUGGUACUACAAUAGCAGAGAUGGGCUCUACUACAAGUUUGAGAACGGGAGCUAUGAGCUUUUGCAGUCCGAUCAGGUUAAUGGAUGUGAAGCAGAAACUGGUGGAGGAAUUGUUGCUGAUGCUUCUGAACCCAACUUGGAAAGGUCAACACAUGCUGAAGAAAGCAAUGUUGAGGGGGGAUUUUUAUCUGGUUCUGUAUUAAUGGCUGAUGAGUCGGAUAGUUGCCAGCAUGGAAUAAGUGAGCCGCUUACUAGAGAUACUGGGUGUGGCAGCUCUGAAGAACCUGAGUUUCCACCUCCGCCUUCAAAUUGGCUGGAAGAAACACUUAUCAAUCUGUACUUGUCUGGUUACAAGCAAAGAGACGAUGCUCAUCAUAACUCCAUAGUGCCUUCAGAAAUGGAUGGUGGAGAUGGUGUCUACUCUUCAGCUGGAGGAAAUGAGGAUAACAACAUGUCACAACAAGAAAUGAUAACAAACGUUUCUAGUGGUUUAAGUGAUCCUGGUGAAAGCAACAUUGAUGAAGCACAUGUAUCGGCAGAGGAAGAGAGCUGGCGAGCUCAGUAUGGCCAAGUAGUCCAUGACAACGAAGAUAGAGUACAGGACUGUACUGCCACAGAUUUAUGGGAUUGGACUUUGAUCACAGGUUCCAAAGUGGAUGGCCAUAGUAAGGUGGCUAGACUGGUUGGUCGGUUGGUGAAACGGUCUGCUAAGCUUCACCCUUCCAUGCACACUGGUGGGGGUCUUUUAAGAACUGCUCCAAUAUGUGAAGUGCAUCUUGACCUGGUACGGGUUAAAACAGGACAAAUUUACAAGUUGAGAAAUCCGAGUUCGAAGUACUUGGCUUCUUUGUCAACUUACGAUUCUUCCAACCCAACUAAAGAUUGGUGUUUCCCUGAGCUGUCAAGUAGUAUUCAAGAUGAUGGACUGAAAAAAUCAAGAGGAUCAAGUGAUGGAGCUGCAUCAAAGUCAUCCGAUCAACUCUUGAAAUCCACACAGGAAAGUCAUGCAUAUAGGGAUAGAGCUGCCGAGAGAAGAAAAUUGCAUGGUGGUUAUGGUGUGGGUCCCGGUCAGAAGAUUCCAUCAAUUAACAAUCCUGGUAGUUCAUCACCUGAACCAACAGCUACUGAUGAAGUUGAACCUGACGAAGGCAUCACACCAUUUGGAGCCGGUAGUUAUGCUAGAAAGAUUCUUGAGGGCAUGGGUUGGAAAGAGGGAGAUGCUCUUGGCGGCAGCAGGAAAGGACUGGUUGAACCAAUACAGGCAGUUGGGAACACUGGCAAUGCUGGUUUGGGUUGGCCGACAGGCAACAAAAGGAAGCAUCGAUGAAACACCAGAAGUUUUGCAGUGCAAUUAGGACUCUUAUGUCAGCUUAACACAUAAUAUCGAAUUAGGGUAUUGUA